CCUCCUCCUGCUAUAAAUUAAAACACACACACACACAGAGGAAGCUAUCGGAGAAGCCAAUCCAUUAGCAGUACCGCUCCAGCGACACCAUGGAAGCCGUCGCAGCCACGUGGAACCUGACCCGCUCCGUCUCCCUCCCCGCCCGCCUGUGCCGCUCCCGCACAGCCAGGUUCCCAUCCCUCCAACUGUGCCCCCUCUCUGCCUCCGCUGCAGCCUCGCCCCGCGCCAGGUCCGACGCCGACCUCGCCUCCUUCGCAAGAUCCGGCGCCGUCGUCCGCCACUCCCCCAUCCGUGCCAUCCUCGAUGCCGACGAGGAAGAUCAGGAGAAGGCGCCAGGGGGCUUGGACCGCCUCCUCAAGGGCGCCGGGGCCGGCAAGAACGGCGGCGGCUGUGACAUGCGGGAGUACUACCGGCGGGUGCUGCGGGUGGAUCCGGAGAACCCGCUGCUGCUGCGCAACUACGGCAAGUACAUGCACGAGGUGGAGGGCGACCUGGCGGGCGCCGAGGGGUGCUACGCGCGCGCGCUGCUGGCAUGCCCCGGCGACGCGGAGCUGCUGAGCCUCUACGGGCGCGUCAUCUGGGAAGCGCACCAGGAGAAGGACCGCGCGGCGGCCUACUUGGAGCGCGCCGUGCAAGCCGCGCCCGAUGACUGCUACGUGCUGGGAUCGUACGCGAGCUUCCUGUGGGACGCCGAAGAGGAGGAGGAGCAGGUGGCUGAUGUGCAGAAAGAGGAAACAACUGCAAGCACGGUGGCCGUGGUGGUGGCAUCUCCGGCGUUGGUGCCCGCGUGCUGAGCUCACCGGUGCCGGUGGAUCUACGUACUUUACUGUUGGUUAGUGUACAUAGGAGGAGGAUCGGACGGCGGUGGAAUGGAUGGAGCCUGCCUUGCCCAUUGAAUGAUCCGGCGAGCCAUGAUGGUGAUGGAUGCAAGACGACUGUCGUAUGUCCCCUGGAUGAUUAUAGUGCGUCUCGGUCUCGUCGAUGAGCACUUCAUUUGUAGAGCGGGCAUGUGAUCGACCUAGCUAGCUACCUAUCUUGAUGAAUAACAAUGAGACUUACUGAUC
Messenger RNA from Phragmites australis (common reed), 1064 nucleotides. RefSeq lists its product as uncharacterized. The transcript is spliced from 2 exons. Lineage: Eukaryota; Viridiplantae; Streptophyta; Magnoliopsida; Poales; Poaceae. The coding region runs from base 90 to 794 and encodes 234 amino acids. Gene Ontology annotation, molecular function: protein binding. The record is from RefSeq and is a predicted model, not a curated record.